Molecule: messenger RNA, 1208 nt
Organism: Helianthus annuus (common sunflower)
Lineage: Eukaryota; Viridiplantae; Streptophyta; Magnoliopsida; Asterales; Asteraceae
Product: FH protein interacting protein FIP2
Exons: 11
Coding region: 110-1012 (300 amino acids)
Biological process (GO): protein homooligomerization
Molecular function (GO): protein binding
Source: RefSeq, a predicted model, not a curated record
AAGGGAGUCAUAUGGACCAGCUGUAACACAUUUCUUAGUGGUUUUAGAAUGCGUGUGAAACUGUCAAUAUUUUCAUCGGUGCACUGAACAACAAACAUCUCAGACGAUCAUGUACUCCGACGUCAGUUCAUCGGUUGUUCGUCUCAAUAUAGGUGGAAAGAAGUUUUGCACAACUGUUGAUACGUUAACGCACAGGGAGCCUCAAUCGAUGCUUGCUGCUAUGUUCAGCGGUCGCCAUACAGUUUGCAAGGAUUCUGAUAAGGGAUACGUGUUUGUAGACAGGGAUGGAAAACACUUUCGGCACAUCUUAAACUGGUUGAGAGACGGUGUGGUUGCGAGCUUGAGUGAUUCAGAGUGUUCAGAGCUUAUGCGGGAAGCAGAAUACUAUCAGCUUCUUGGCUUAGUGGACGGGAUAACUGAGUUCUUGAAUAGAAAGAAGGAUGGUGAAGAAAUGGAUACUGAAUUAACGCGCACUGAUAUUAUCAAAUGUGCACAAUCUGAAAAGGUCAGAUUAAGAGGAGUAAAUCUAUCUGGCCUUGAUCUUUCAAAACUGGACUUGUCCUAUGUGGACUUCAGCUUUGCAUGCUUGAAAAACGUUUUCUUCUCACGUGCUAAUCUUCAGUGUGCUAAAUUUCGGGAUGUUGAUGCUGAAAAUACCAUAUUUCACAAUGCAAUAUUGCGUGAAUGUGAGUUCACAGGAGCUAAUCUCCGUGGCGCAUUGCUAGCUGGAGCUAAUCUUCAAAGUGCAAACUUACAAGAUGCUUGCUUGAUAGAUUGUAGCUUCUGUGGUGCAGACCUGCGAUCUGCACAUCUCCAAACCGCUGAUCUUACAAAUGCAAAUUUGGAGGGAGCCAACUUAGAAGGAGCCAAUUUAAAGGGUGCCAAAUUGCAUAAUGCCAAUUUAAAGGGUGCGAAUCUUCAACGCGCUUAUCUUCGUCAUGUGAAUCUUCGCGAUACACAUUUGGAAGGCGCAAAGCUGGACGGGGCGAAUUUGCUUGGAGCAAUUAGAUGACUAUGAAGAAUGGAGGUAUUCGUAUCUUUUGUUUUCCAUGAUUUUUAUGUGCUUAAUUAUAAUCUUUGUUACUUGAUGUUUUUAUGCAUUACUUGAUACAAGUAAUUUGUAGUUACUUUCGUAUCACUUUUCGUAUAAACUUAACGAUUGUUGACUUGUGAUAUGCAAGUAAAAUAGGCUAUUGUAUGUUUGUGUA